AUGUGUUCAAAAUUGCAUAUAGUUCUGUUAGUCGUGUAUAUAUCCAAUGUUGCACUUUCGAAGCUGUUCGAGUCUGAGGAAGUCGUACCUGUUAAGAUUAGAGGGAGAAACAGCGGUCGUUUUUGGAAAAGGAGCGAUGAGCAGCCGAUUUUCAAACUUGUCGCUUUUGGUAAAGACUUUACCUUAAGUUUGACACCGGACGACAGCUUCUUAGCUCCAACUCUAAAGAUUCAGCGCAUUAAAGCGAAUGAUCUUUCUGUGCUACUCAACGCUACCGCCUCUCCAGAGAGAAAAGUGCCUUCUCCAAACGCUGACACCGAUCCCCUCAAAAAUAUUAAAACAGAAGAAGCCGAAGAAGAUUUAAGAAGCUGUUUCUACUCUGGGACUGUAGACUUUAACCAAGACUCUAUUGUUGCUGUCAGUCUGUGUUACGGGAUCCAGGGAUCGUUUAUAACAGAGGGAGAUGAGUACCUGAUACAGCCGAAGCUGUCUGGUACCAGGAAACCGGAGAAAUCCACCUCCCAGGUGCAUGUGAUCAAAAGACGGUUAGACACCAACACUAAAAGCAACCAAAAAAUCACAUUCGAUCAAGUGGAGGAUGGAAGCCAAGGAGAGUCCGCAAGAAGCGCUUUACCCGAGGAGGACGCCGAUGCGCCGGAGACGCGGCGGCAGAAGCGCUUUGCGUCUGCACCCAGAUAUGUGGAAACUUUGGUGGUGGCAGACUCCGCAAUGACACAUUUCUACGGAGACGAGAUAAAGCACUACCUUCUCACCCUCAUGUCCAUGGCAGCGCAGAUCUACAAGCACCCCAGCAUUAAGAACUCGGUGAGCGUGGUGGUGGUGAAGAUGCUGGUGGUGGAGGAUGAGGAGCUGGGCCCAGCAGUCUCCAGCAACGGGGGUGUGACCCUGCGGAGCUUCUGUGCCUGGCAACAGAUGUUCAACCCACCCAGCCAGAGACACCCCGAGCACUACGACACAGCCAUGCUCUUCACCAGAUCGGACAUCUGCGGACACCAGAGCUGCGAGACUUUGGGGGUCGCUGAGGUGGGCACCAUGUGUGACCCCAAGAGAAGCUGCUUAGUCAUCGAGGAUAACGGCCUCCAGGCCGCCUUUACUGCUGCUCAUGAGUUAGGUCAUGUUCUCAGCAUGCCGCAUGACGACUCCAGGAACUGCGAGAGGUUGUUUGGUGCGCUGGGAGAAAACCACAUGAUGGCCCCUCUGUUUGUCGAGCUCAAUAAGACCCUGCCCUGGUCUCCGUGCAGCGCUCUCUACAUCACCGAGUUCUUCGACAACGGACACGGGGACUGCCUGCUGGAUGCCCCGGAGCAGACCCUGCCUCUCCCCGAGGAGCUGCCAGGACAGGUGUACAGCCUGGACCGGCAGUGUCAGCAGAUUUUCGGGGAGGAGUUCGCCCACUGUCCCAACACCUCGGACUCGGACGUGUGCAGCCAGCUGUGGUGCAGGGAGGGGGGGCAGCCCCACUGCAGCACCCGAAACGGCAGCCUGCCCUGGGCUGACGGGACGCCCUGCGGCUCCAACAGGUCCUGUCUACACGGCGCAUGUGUGCCCACGCAUGAGGUCACGCAGCCAAAGGCGGCGGUGGAUGGCAGCUGGGGGGCGUGGGGGCCGUGGGGACAAUGCUCCCGGACAUGCGGAGGGGGGGUGGAGUUCUCCCACAGGGAAUGCUCUGACCCCGAGCCCCAGCAUGGAGGGAGAUACUGCGAGGGACAGAGAGUCAAGUACCAGUCCUGCAACACCCAGGCCUGUGAGGACAACAAUGGAAAGAGCUUUAGAGAAGAGCAGUGUGAGAAAUACAACAGCAACAGCUACCUGGAUAUCCAUGGCAACAUGAAGCAAUGGAUCCCAAAAUACGCAGGUGUGUCCCCACGGGACAGGUGCAAGCUCUUCUGCAGAGCCAGAGGAAGCAGCGAGUUCAAGGUGUUCGAGGCCAAGGUCAUUGAUGGCACCACCUGCGGUCCUGACACCACCUCCAUCUGUGUGCAAGGCCAGUGUGUUAAAGCGGGCUGCGACCUGGUGAUUGGAUCCAAUAAGAAGCUGGAUAAGUGUGGCGUUUGCGGCGGGACAGGGCUAAGCUGCAGGAAGAUCAGUGGCUCCGUGAACAAAGCAAUUUAUGGUUACAGUGACAUUGUGACCAUCCCCGCCGGGGCCACCAACAUCGACGUGAAGCAGCGCAGCCACCGCGGAAUCCCGCACGACGGAAACUACCUGGCGGUGAGGAGGGAGGGCGGGGCCUACAUCCUGAACGGGAACUUCUCCGUGUCCACGGUGGAGCAGGACAUCCCGGUGCUGGGGGCAGUGCUGAAGUACAGCGGCUCCUCCACCACGCUGGAGCGAAUUCAGAGCUUCCGCCAGCUCCGUGAGCCAAUCACCAUCCAGCUGCUGGCCACCGCCGGCGACGCCUCGCCCCCCAAGGUCAAGUACAGCUUCUUCAUCCCCAAGGAUGUCUCCUUCAGCAGGUCCAAAGAGAAGAAGCUGUCCGUGCAUGUGAUCCAGCCACUGGGCGUAUCCCAGUGGAUGCUGGGUGAGUGGUCGGAGUGCUCCAAAUCAUGUGGCUCCGGCUGGUCCCGCAGGAACGUGGAGUGCAGAGACGACAGCGGCUUCCUGUCUCACCUGUGCGACAGAGACCUGAAGCCCGCGGACAUUCGGCCGUGCGCCGACCUGCCCUGCCCCAUCUGGCAGAUGGGCCCCUGGUCUGCCUGCUCUCGAACCUGCGGCCAGGGGGAGCGCAGGAGGAGCGUCCUAUGCAUCGACUACACCGGGAAGGUGGUGGAGGCCGGAAAGUGCGACCAGGCCAAGAAGCCCGCCCCCGUCUCCGGAGAGUGCCUCUACCAGGAGUGCUGAGGGCCGAGGGGCGGGGCCAACAGUGGGGGCAGCCAAUAGCAGGGAGGAGUAGAGUAGCCAACUACUAACCACCCCCCCGACCGUGCUUAGCAGACAAGCAGGGAAACCGUAGGGUCGGAAUGGAGAGAAGAGUGCACUAACUGAGGGGAGUCAGAAUCACCCAGC
Molecule: messenger RNA, 3027 nt
Organism: Megalops cyprinoides (Indo-Pacific tarpon)
Lineage: Eukaryota; Metazoa; Chordata; Actinopteri; Elopiformes; Megalopidae
Product: A disintegrin and metalloproteinase with thrombospondin motifs 8-like
Exons: 9
Coding region: 1-2862 (953 amino acids)
Biological process (GO): proteolysis; extracellular matrix organization
Molecular function (GO): zinc ion binding; metalloendopeptidase activity
Source: RefSeq, a predicted model, not a curated record